CUCGUUCUGUCGCCCAAAAACAACUUUGGCCAUCAUGCUGCAAUCAAUGUCGCUUCGCCAAGCAGACAACGUCUCCUUCGAGUUCAACGACUGCCUCGGCUUGCAAGCGCAGACAACCGUAGCCACUUUCACCAGCAUGGCACAGCUCGACGAGACCACCUCUCCGAUUAUUGACUACGAGUCGUUCAACGCCGUCAAGGAAUGCGACGAUGACCCUUCCUUCCUCGAGUCCAUUGUCAACGACUACAUUGAGCAACUCGAGUCCAAGAAGGUCGAGCUCUUCGACUUGCAUCAAAAGGGCGAGCUGCAGCAGUUCUCCCAGGUUGCCCAUUUCUUGAAGAGCAGCAGUGCCACGCUGGGCGUUGCACGGUUACGGUACCUGUUUGGCAAGCUGCAAAUCUUUGCCCAAGAAGGCGCACAAAAGGACCCCGCCAAAGUGAACGAGCUUGUCCUCAAGGUCGAUCCGCUGGUGGACGAGGCGGUGGCCAAGCUAAAAUCCGAGGUCGACGAGGCCAUUCGCGCUGCUUCGUCGUGAGCAUCUGCGUUCUUCGGUGCAUGAUCGUGUUAUUGUCAACUUUAAUAUAGUAGUUACAUUGA
Capsaspora owczarzaki ATCC 30864 is the source of this 597-nucleotide messenger RNA. RefSeq lists its product as hypothetical. Bases 35 to 535 code for a protein of 166 amino acids. NCBI's taxonomy places the organism in Eukaryota, Filasterea, Ministeriida, Capsasporidae. The transcript is spliced from 2 exons. The record is from RefSeq and is a predicted model, not a curated record. Gene Ontology annotation, biological process: phosphorelay signal transduction system.